CCGCUUGGCGUUUGACAGUCGACUGGACCGUAUCAAACAAUUGUUUCGGAGCGUUGUGUUUACGCUAAAAUAGUACUAAUCAUUUAUCUAAUGUCGUCGAUUUUGCGCGAAAAACAGGAAAUGGAACAUCUGGAGUGGACGCCAGAAGAGGAGAUACAACUUUUUCUUGCUAUGGAAGGCGUCCGGCCGGUCGGUAUCAACAGACAUUUCUUCAUGGCUUGCAUCGUGGAACGAUUGUCGAAAGCGCUGCAGCGAGAAAUCGCUAGCGACACAAUCUGGUCGCACCUUCGCACGCUGUACAAUUUAAAAACGCUGGACGAGCUGGAACCGGUACCUUUUGCUAAUGACGAAUGUGACUUCUGUCUGCCGGAAUCAGAUUUUAGUGCUGCUUUUGCGAAACGACGACUAGAAGACUCGGAACGUGGUGCUGCUGUUACGCUAGCUGCGGAGCACGAAUCGAAAAAGAUAGAAACUAAAUCAGAAACUACCGGUACGAAAACGUGUGCUUCCAGAACACCAACGCCGUCUUCGCGGCAAGAUAGUAAAGAUGUGGAAAAGGAAGAGAAAGACUUUAAGGAACGUGGUGAAAUAGGAACCACAAAAAUUAAGCUCAAAAGCUAUGAUAACAUCGGAACACAUGAUAAUGGUCCGAAACGGUCACAGAAACGGACCCGCGGUUCGAUGUCCACCGAGCCCGGUGUUUCUAAUGCAUCCAGUCCAGCAAACACACCGCCAAAUGGACCAAAUACGAAACGUCGGCGAAUUUAAUUGGAAGACGGUACAAGGCAGAUGUUUCAAUGGAAGUUGGUAGCCGUAUCAUGUAAAUGUCAUAAUCUUCAGUUGCUCGAUACUAAUUUCUAUAGUGCGCCUUGUAACGCAUGUUAAAAGAAAGUGUCAGUAGCACAAAAAGAUAACAUCGGAAUGUAAUAAUGUUUCUGAUAGCCAGGAACUGGAAAUCUUUCCAACUACUUUAAAAACCGGUUAAAUCAGAUUGGAUUUGUGGUGAAAAGAUUAUUCAUUCCUUCUCAACGAGGGUACGCUCGAUGUGUGAAAGGCUACCGUUUGAGCCAUAAUCAACAAUACGAAUGUUGGCAUUGUUGAGUUUCCGUCGUUAUCCGACGUCGCGCGUCAUCCAAAUAUGUACAAAUUCAUGACAUCAGAGAGAUAGAUCUAUCAUCAACACCUUAAUCUAAGCCUCGAGAUGCAACACCAACGGAACAGAUGUCUAUUAUGUGAAGAUCUUAGGACUUAACCACACGGGGCGCUGUAGCAUUUUCUAGCAUUUUCUGCUCAGGAUUUCCACAAAUAAGGGCAACAAAGUGGCAACAGCAAAGGCAAAAUGAGUUAGUUGUAAGUGCUGAGAAAUACGAAAUACUAUCUUUUAAUUUACCUCACAAUGUGUAAAUAGGUUUUCGAUGCUAAUAUGAAAUACAAACAACGAAUGAAUAACAAAGAAA
Molecule: messenger RNA, 1457 nt
Organism: Anopheles funestus (African malaria mosquito)
Lineage: Eukaryota; Metazoa; Arthropoda; Insecta; Diptera; Culicidae
Gene: MrgBP
Product: MRG/MORF4L-binding protein
Exons: 2
Coding region: 91-768 (225 amino acids)
Biological process (GO): regulation of transcription by RNA polymerase II
Cellular component (GO): NuA4 histone acetyltransferase complex; nucleus
Source: RefSeq, a predicted model, not a curated record